UCCACCUUUCUCAUACUUUCAUGGACAGCAUUGAGAGCUGAAACAUGCCAUCUGAUCAGUCUCAAAAUCAAUGUGAAAAACUUAUAUCUGUACCUGCUGAAACAGAAGCUUUUCAUGAGGCUGGAGAGGAAAGAAGAAUGAAGCUUCCAAAAGGAGCUAAUGAUGUUCAAAGCAGGUUCCUUGGGGUGAGGCAAAGGCCCUCAGGAAGAUGGGUUGCUGAAAUCAAGGACUCCUCACAUAAGCUUAGGCUAUGGUUAGGGACUUUUGAUAGUGCAGAAGAGGCUGCCUUCGCUUAUGAUAGCGCUGCUCGGAUUCUGAGAGGAAGAAAUGCUAAGACCAACUUCUCCUACCAUGGGAUCACGAAUACUUACCAAGAAAAUUGCAGAUUACUAGGAAAAAACCCAAAGCUCUAUCAUCUCCUUCGGCAUACCAUCAUGAAGAACCAUGCAAGAUCCUCAUCUCUAUACUCUGUGAAUACUCCAUCGAAUGAUCCAAAUAGAGGAAAUGAAGGUGAAUCUCUGGAUUCCAAUACACUUGUUGAAGAAACUAUAGUUUGUUCUUCGAGUUCAGAAGAUGAGCUGGGGUGUUAUGGCUUUCAAAAUAGAGAUAACCUUGGCGAAAUCUCCUUUGGUAGUUCUAAGGUUUAUUCUUCUGUUAUUGUAGCUCCUUCCUUUAGUGGUUCUCUCUGCCAAGGAGGAGAAGAAAACAGUUGUCAAGAGGCAGAAUCACUUUGAAUUUCUGUGUUAAUGCAAGAGAAGAGGUAGCUAGUUUUUCUUGUAGAACUAUGUUCCUUAUUUCCUAGCUUGGAAACCUGUAAUUUUAGCUGAAGUGCUGUUCCUUUUUAACCACUGAUAAUCUAAAGUCUAAAUCACAUAGGACUGUGUUCUUUUU
Messenger RNA from Vitis vinifera (wine grape), 891 nucleotides. Its product is annotated as ethylene-responsive transcription factor ERN1. Gene Ontology annotation, molecular function: DNA-binding transcription factor activity; DNA binding. Bases 45 to 734 code for a protein of 229 amino acids. The record is from RefSeq and is a predicted model, not a curated record. Gene Ontology annotation, biological process: regulation of DNA-templated transcription. Lineage: Eukaryota; Viridiplantae; Streptophyta; Magnoliopsida; Vitales; Vitaceae. The transcript has a single exon.